Molecule: messenger RNA, 2796 nt
Organism: Helicoverpa armigera (cotton bollworm)
Lineage: Eukaryota; Metazoa; Arthropoda; Insecta; Lepidoptera; Noctuidae
Gene: Son
Product: protein Son
Exons: 14
Coding region: 146-2701 (851 amino acids)
Biological process (GO): regulation of mRNA splicing, via spliceosome; regulation of cell cycle
Molecular function (GO): RNA binding
Source: RefSeq, a predicted model, not a curated record
GUACUUACUGUCAAAUUUAAUUUCGCAACAUGGCGAUCGUGUAAUGUUUGCGUUUUGCCUUUUGUGUUUGUAAAGCGUUGCCACAGUUACUAGUCCUGUGAAGUAUAUAAUGUGUAAAUAAGGUGAAGUCAACCGUGUUUUAGCGAUGACUACCUUAAUAGAUAAAAUUGAACAAUUAAUCAAAAGGGAAAAGACAACUCCCGAUAGGAAAAAAGAUGAUUCCAAAAAGUCGUCAAGUGAGAUUCUUUCUGAACUUUUUAGUGCUUUUAACGCGGAUCCUCCUAAAAUAGAGGAAGUCCCUUCAAAGAAAUCUAAAAAAAGCAAGAAGAAGCAUAAAAAAGAGAAAAAGAAACGCAGUCGAAGCGUUAGCAGUGUCAGUUCUGACGACAGUGAGUACUCCCACAAACGAAAGAAAAGAAAAAAGAGCAAGUCUCAAAAGCGUGCACGAGAGAGCCGGUCACCUUCGUACCCUUACCCGCUGACACCAGUUAGAGUAAAACCUGAAAACGACAUUGUAAAGCAUGAAAAAGUUAAACAUGAAAAGGAAAUAAAAAAAGAGGAUGUUAAAACCAAAGAGGUUAAGGUCGAAAAGGACGUAAAAGAUACGGUAUCUGUAAAAUUAGAGGAAGGUGAGUUAUCCCUAUCACCUCCACAUCCCAUUCCCUUGCCUCCAGAAUGUAAUAAGACGAUAGACUUGAGACAAAAAUUAGAUAGUAAGAAAGCUGAACUGAAUAAUGGGGACAGUGAUAAAUCUAAGGGUAAAAUUCAAAUAAAGAAUCUAAAAUUCAGUACUGUGUAUGAAGAGACUGUUAAGAAGGCUGAAGAAGAGGCUAGAAAGAGAGCGGAGAAGUAUGAGGAAGGGGAAUAUACAGAUUCAUCAAGUAGUACUGAGAAAGAAGUUGUUUGCAACUCUCAAUUCCCUAAAACCUCAGAUCCUGGGGGUAUACUCAAGAAGCAAGCUGAAGAAGAAUUGAAACAUGACAUCUGUGAAGAAGCUAAGCUUGCUGCGAAGAAGAGUAAAAAGUCUGAAAGUUCAUCGAAAACAACAUCUCGGAAAGAAAAGAGCAAAUCUCCUAAGAGGUCUGGAAGUAAAUCCAGGCGUUCAUCAUCAACAUCAAGAAAGCACCAUCAUAGAUCCAGCUCCAAGACUCGACACAGCAGUCGAUCGCGUCACAGAUCUACUUCAAGGUCUCGUAGGAGGUCAAGGUCGCGCUCCAGACGAAGGUCGAGGUCAAGGUCACGGCAUAGGACAAGGCGACUCUCGCCUAGGCAUAGUGGAAGGAGGAGAUCUAGGUCUCCAACGGGAGUGAAACUUGCGGAUAGUGAAAAGAAGCGAUUACUAGAAGUGGCUAGAAGGAAUGCUAUCAAUAUGCUCAAGAAUGGCGCGGUGCCUGCCGGGGCAGCCGCGUUGCCGCCUCAUACGAGGAACCAAGUGAUGGCCGCUAUACAGUCUGGAGGUAAAUCAGUAGACGAAUUGACGGACUUCUGCAAGCAUUUGUCAAAGAAGGAAGCUCUUGGAGAACUGUCUUCUGUCUCAUCCAACGACGAUGAUAUGAGCGAGAACGAAGACACGCUCGCUUUCCAUCAUCCCUUCCUUGUUAAAGAGAAGGCUCCUAUUGUUAUGAAUAUUAGGGGAGGCGCUCCACUACCCAUAAAGACGAAUCCUCUACCGAUAGCCAAUAAGGAGGAGUUAAGGCUACAGUUCCCAGUGUCUUCAGGGUCGCAACAUAGAGAGAAGGCUUCAGAAUGGGUGCCCGUUUCACCGCCUAAGAAGGACAUGCAAGUGGCAAAACUGAAUUCAAGCAGUAGUAGUUCUUCGAAAUCAAAAUCAAGUACUACCGCAGCGUCAAACACAUGCACUGAAAUUGCCAAAAUAUCGGAAAGGUCUUUAAGUCCACCCCCUUAUAUGAAAAGCUUCACGUCGGGAAGUCAGCUGAACUCGGUGCCGACAAUACCCGCGUUACCGGCGCCCGGCCCGCAGGCAUACCCGCCCGGGGUCGAUGCGCAGAAGAUGGUGCGGAUUCAAGACGUCGCGUCGCUGGUAUCACAGAAGCUGUCUAUUAUUCGCAAGGAGCAGGAGGAGAGUGAGCUCUUUACUACACAUGGUUUUGGUUGGUCUGCGGGUGAAUCAUCACUGGGUCAGUUCACCGGCUCCACUGGUGCACAGAUACUGACGCCGAGGGAACUCGCUAGCGGUACACAAGCUUGGGCCAAAAAGGACCAACUAGUUCGAGCCGCGCCCGUGGAAGGGGGCAUGGGUAUGCACUUACUCCAGAAAAUGGGCUGGACUCCAGGCCAGGGGUUGGGUAAGGAAGGCACUGGAACUCUCCAGCCUUUACUCCUAGAGGUCAAGUUGGACACUAGAGGUCUACAGGCCAAAGAAGAGGUCAGUAGCUGUAGACGCAGUAGAGGUAUGAAACCACAGCGCACAGGUCGUCUCCGAGGCCCCGCGCCUCUUGUCGCGGGUGGGAAACACCCAGUCUCCCUACUGGGCGAAUAUUGUUCCAAACAGAAACUAGGACCGCCUGAAUAUAACCUGUGCUUCGAGUGCGGUCCCGAUCAUAAGAAGAACUUCCUGUUCAAGGUCUGCGUAAAAGUGGCGGGAACAGAAUACCAGCCAGCAGUCGCAAGCGCAAACAAGAAGCAAGCGAAAGCCGACGCAGCGCAACUAGCACUACAGAAACUAGGCAUAGUGACGUAAUGAUUAGCAUAUAUAUACUUGUAUACGACUGUUUAUACUUGUUAUUCAUUAGUACAUACCUUGUAUUUUAUUGGAAUAAAACUUUUUAGGUUGGA